Messenger RNA from Humulus lupulus (European hop), 1071 nucleotides. RefSeq names its product protein FAR-RED IMPAIRED RESPONSE 1-like. Gene Ontology annotation, biological process: regulation of DNA-templated transcription. The transcript is spliced from 3 exons. NCBI's taxonomy places the organism in Eukaryota, Viridiplantae, Streptophyta, Magnoliopsida, Rosales, Cannabaceae. Bases 1 to 1071 code for a protein of 356 amino acids. The record is from RefSeq and is a predicted model, not a curated record.
AUGGAUUUUCUAGAGAAAUGGGAGGUUUUCUACUGGACUUAUUCCAAGUGGAGAGGAUUUAACAUAAGGAUUGAUGAUGGAAAAAAGAGGGAUGGGGUUAUUAGCAUGCACCGGUGGGUUUUUUCCAAAGAAGGUUUUCGAAGUUCUCAACAUGCCAAACUAAAAGAAGCAUGCAAAAGAAAAAUGCAAUUUUUACGUUCACACCGCAAUGUUCCGGACACAGUAGUUGCCCAAGAAAUAACAAUGAACAAGGUUGGGAUCAAAACUUCCUCUGUUGUAGCACAUCUUGCCCUAAAAUCAGGUGGGUACAAAAAUUUUCCUUUUCAGUUAAGAGACAUGUACAACAAAGUGGCAAAAAUAAGAAAUGAACAGAAGUUGGAAAGUGACUCAGAGGGAGCACUAGAUAUAAACAGUAGAAGGGACUACAUGCUAUUCGGUGAGGCAAUUGCUUUUGAUUCGACGUACAAGACCAACAAAUAUAAUAAGUCGUUGGUAAUUAUUGUUAACGUCAAUCAACACUUCGAUACAUGUGUUUUUGGUUUAGCAUUACUUUUCAAUGAGACAGAAGACACAUUUUGUUGGUUGUUGAUGGUGUUCCUAGACUGCAUGGGCAACAAAAAACUGAAAGUAGUACUCGCUGAUGGUGAUGACAAAAUGGCUUUCGCCAUUCACUAUUUCUUGUCGUCUUCAACUUGUCGACUUUAUGUGUGGCACUUAGGGAACAAUGAAACAAAGAAAAUUAAGUUGCCCCCUUUCACCACAGGGUUUGUUAAGUUAAUAUACCAAUACUACACAGAUGAAGAAUUUGAAGAAAAAUGGGUUGCAUUAUUGAAAGAGUUUGACCCCCAAAACAGUAGUUGGUGCCAUGAAAAGUACAACACACGUGAUCACUGGUUAGAGACUUUCUUACGAGGGGUGUUCUAUGGUGGCAUGCGAACAACUCAAAGGUGUGAAUCUAUAAAUUUUGCACUAAAGAGAUUUCUACUUGCUAAUUACACUUUGCGAGACUUUGUAUCACAAAUUGACCUAGCUGUCACCACGAUGUGCCACAAGGAGGGCUCUGAUGACUAG